Scatophagus argus is the source of this 5785-nucleotide messenger RNA. Its product is annotated as transcription factor MafG. Gene Ontology annotation, biological process: regulation of epidermal cell differentiation; regulation of transcription by RNA polymerase II. The record is from RefSeq and is a predicted model, not a curated record. Gene Ontology annotation, cellular component: nucleus. The coding region runs from base 1217 to 1705 and encodes 162 amino acids. Gene Ontology annotation, molecular function: DNA-binding transcription factor activity, RNA polymerase II-specific; RNA polymerase II cis-regulatory region sequence-specific DNA binding. Lineage: Eukaryota; Metazoa; Chordata; Actinopteri; Scatophagidae. The transcript is spliced from 3 exons.
ACACAGUGCGUGGAUGCUGUAGCCACAGUUCCCCUUCAACAAAGGGUCCCCUAGCUAAUGGUGUCCAUCCUUGGCACCCCCCUGGAGAGAUCCUAUGGAGGGGAUGAGAUCAUUAAAGCAUGACACGGGCUCAAGGCCGGACCUAUCAUUUCAAAUCAGCAUUUAGCCCACCCACCCCCACCCCCGACCCCCCCUUGAGUCUCAACCUAAGCUGACCCCACCUUCGCGAGCUGCCCUCUACAGAUUUAGAUGAACACAGACAGCUUUUGAAGGUUGGCUGGGUUACUCGCAUCGUGUUGAUUCAACUUCACAACUUCCUAAUUGGCACCUUGGUUUUGGUCCUUGCUGAGAUCAGUAUAUAUUUUUUUUUUUCCCCUCAACCUGUUCUUCUCGAGCUCCUCCAAAUGUGUCGAGCCUGCAUUUUUCACAAGGCUGUUUGCUCUAUCUGUCCCUCUGUCUCUCUCUCUCUGGUUUCCUUUUCUUAUCACCCUCUCUUUCUCUUGCUCUCUUUCUCUCUGUCCGUCUCUCUCACCGUCCCCUCCUUCCCUUUCUCUGGGUGACCACACUCAGCGAUUUCUAUUUCCUGUGGGUGUGAUGUCUCUCCUCCACAAGCAAUCAGCUCUGAUUUGUCAGCGUUCUUCCAGGCGAUUCAUAAAAAUUCAGCAAACACCUACAAAAGACAUCUGUGUCCCUGCGCUUGCUCUCUACCUUUACUGCCCCUGUGCUCCAAGCUGCAUCUUUCACCUGCUGCUCCUUUUUGAUAGGCACACACAAAACACCCGAAAUCAUUAAUAGGAGGUAAUACAUGUGUGCAAGGAAGACACUGGUGUCUGCUGCCCUUGUGUGCAACUGUUGAGAGGGUGAACUUGUCAUAUACAAGGGCAUCCUGUUGCAAAUCAGUGCAGCAAUUGUGAAAUUUCCCUGUAACCUUUUGUUUUUUUAUUAUUUGGUGGGAAAAUUACAGGUGUGUUUUUCCCUUUCUUUUCCUCUCUGUGCAUUUGUGUGAGCGGGCCUCUUUGUCUCUGUGAGGUAUGACAUGCCUGGUGGUGGAAGGGAGCAGCUGUGCGUUGGACCUUGUCUGUGUUGUGCUGCCAUGCCCUGUCAUUGGUAGCCGUCUGUUGGCAGCAGCCUGUGCUGAAGGGUUGCAGCCUGAGCGCAGAUCUUCCACGGUGUCAUAUGACCAACCAGCAGUACAGGUGGACUCGGCUCUUGUGGCAUGACUACCACAAACAAGGGAAACAAGGCCUUGAAGGUGAAGCGGGAGCCAGGAGAAAAUGGCACCAGCCUGACAGACGAUGAGCUGGUGACAAUGUCAGUGAGGGAGCUGAACCAGCAUCUACGGGGCCUGACGAAGGAGGAAAUCCUUCAACUGAAGCAGCGGCGACGUACCCUCAAGAACCGGGGCUACGCUGCCAGCUGCCGAGUGAAGCGUGUCACCCAGAAAGAGGAGCUGGAGAAGCAAAAGGCUCAGCUGCAGCAGGAAGUGGACAAGCUGGCUACAGAGAAUGCCAGCAUGAAGGUGGAGCUGGAUGCUCUGCGUUCAAAGUAUGAAGCCCUGCAGAGCUUUGCCAGGACUGUGGCCCGCAGCCCCGUCACCUCAGCCCGGGGGCCUAUGGCCUCUGUCAUAGGGCCCCUCAUCCCUGGUAAAGUAGGUGCCACCAGCGUCAUCACCAUCGUCAAAUCCAAAACGGAGGCUAGAUCGUAGUAGCAGAAAGGGGCGGGAGCAAGAUGUUCAAGACUAAACUCUAGUCAGUGCAUUGUAACACGCCGCAGGUUUGCCUGUGUAAGUUCUCAGUUUUAACCCCCAUCACUAACACUAACAACAUGCUUCCCCACAUGCAUUCUUUAAAAGUAUGACUCAGCAAUCUGUCUGUGUGACAUUGUGUGCAUUACAAUGACUCGCGAUUUGAGAGAUCACUGAUUGAAAGAUGGCGACAUUUUGACAAUACCGAAACAUUUCAAGAGAUUGUUGUGGUUACUCGGAGGCAAUACUGGGUGGUAAAAGUACAGCGUGGCAUCAAAUUUGUUGCUAACAGCCUGUUAGGUUUUUUUUUUUUUUUUUUUUUUUUGAUUGAGGUACAGCAUAUGAUGUGCCUCUUUGCUUAAUACUGAACUCUUAUUUUUUCGUCUCAAGAAUUAGCAUUUGUAGGGUUGCGCAACCAGUAAAAUAAUAAAUUAAAGAUGUUACCUCUCGCCCGUUCCACAACUUGAAAUGAGAGCAAGCUCAAAUUGUGAGCCCCUGUGCUUGUUAUUAUGCACUGACUUAAAUUGGGAUGAAUAACAAACUCUUGGCGUGGAUGCUACAGAUGUCUUCAAAACAGCCUGAAAAACCCAAAACUAGUAAAUUAGUCCAAUUUGUGAUUUUGUUGCUCGCCUGUCAAGAAUACACGCAUGAAAUAAUGCUGCAAAAUCUAGCAUUCAUUUCUGUUUACGCGUCCGUGACAGGCUUUAAUGAACUCGUCAUCAUAGAUAUGACUGGUAGAUGCAAUAAUAUAUGUAUGCACUGAAAAUACAAAGAGGUCUUGCAUAUUUAUGGUUAAGUGGAGAUGUUAAAAAUGAUCAGCAGUUCUUAAUGAUAUUGUUUCAGAGCUGAGUGCCAUUCCAAUAUGACAAGAUUCUUCUACAAUAUCUGAAAACCUGAAUGUUAUAACAGUAAUAUCCUCGUGUUUUGUGGGGACAGUGAAAUCCACAAACCUUUUGAAACAUGAUUUUUGCUCAUAGAGAAGAUAUGUUCAAGUCAUUUUGUUUAAAAGAUAAUAUAUUGCAUUUUUUGUAAUUACUUGUCGACAGGGCCGUCGGAUAUUUCCAAAAGAAAAUCUUUACACAAGCUUUACUGUUUGAAUUGUUAAGGUGUAGAAAACUUUGUCUAAUGUUGAGUUCUUGGUUUUUAUUACUAGGUAGGUUACCUUCCAUUGUUUAUAGAAAUACAGAUAAAGGAAAUGUAAAAAAAAAAAAACAAAAAAAACAAAAAAAAAAGGAAAAAAAAAAUCUGUGAAUCUUUUUUGCAAUUGUACCGAAAGUGGCUUACUAUUGGAGUCUGAUAGCUUUUUUCUAGUGACUAGGCGCGUACUGUGGGGUAGCGCGUGAUGUGAUGUGUAAGUGACAAGUUGGCAGUGUCGUUCACUGUAUAGAUGUCAAUGCUGUGCUAUUUAAAACAAAUCUGUAGAGCUAAACUAGGUGGUGUAAACAAGGUCAAUUGUCUUUGUGCGUACUGGCAUCUGUGAUAUCCUCCGCUUCCUUGGUGUUAGUUACAAAUCAUAUUGUCAUUGAGAGUUUACCGCAUUUUGAGCCACGUGAGACAGAAUUGGGUGAAAUGGCAUUAGUGAACUUUAACUCAGAAGACUCUUACGUGAAGCCCAAAGUGAUGCUGUCUUUGAGGAAUCGGAAUAGUGCUUGCACCUGGUGCUGGAUGCCCUUUAAAUACAUCUUCUGUAACCUGAAAGUCAAUGACUUUAUUGUCGGGAGGAAUACUUCAUCAUCGUAUUCAUUUUGACCACUGAAUUAGAUCGCAGAAAUAGAAAUUCGUAACCCUUCAAAUUUCACUUUUGACAGACUGAAUGAAAUGUGAAGUUAGCAGUUUUAUAGUUUACCUGUGGAUGUGUUUUACUGUUUGUUUUUUUUUUUCCCAAAUGUUGUCGAGAAACUUCACAGUUUCAUAAGAUUGCAUCAUUUAACCCAAGGGUAACCGCCAAAUGGUGCAGCGUCACUCGUGUAAAUUUAUCGACUGGUCUUCGGAUUUUCAGAUUAAAAGCGGUAGGGUUUGUAUGCACUAAGCUCCUGCUUGUUUUGCUCAGGACAAAACAGGUCACUCUAGAAAUGAGCAAACCGUUUUAGAGGAGAAGAAGGGAGGCAGGGAUGGCAGCUCUGCUCAUUUUUUGUUUCCUUUUUUUUAUAUAUAUAUAUAUAAUCAGCAUGUCAUAAAGGGCUUCAAUCCACACUCAGAAUAAACGGCACAGCACCAACACGUAGAAUUGCAAUCAACAGCAGCUGCCAGCAGCGCUCCCUCCUGUGCCAAGUGUCACGUCGCUCUCCUGGUCCUCUGACAGGAAUUUAACAGUGAAGGAGUUUCACGCCCCAAGGUGAAAGUAGUCGUGUGAUGACUUUAACAGAAUGCACUUCAUCCAGAUCUCACCCUCCUGCUCCUGCUGGUCAGAAUGUCUUAAAAGUGUCGGCGAGGUUUUAAUCUACAGUCGCUCUCAGAGCUCCAUACCAGAGACCCGGGUGCUGGUUAUACUGUCUGUGCGCAAGUUUGUUCACUUCAACAUGCUUAGCUAUCUACAUUGACUGGUUAACUGUGGGAAAAAAAUAUAUAUCUGACUCUUGACAUAGCCCAGUAUUGAUGUUGGCGUCCUUAUUGCUGUGGCAGUCUUGUGGAGUGAAUCUUUUUUCGUGUCAAGUGUCUUUAAAGGUGUUCGAGCGGCACCGUCGACCAAUCUCUCGAUCUCCGCUAGAGAUGACGAGUCUCUCCUUUCUCACACAUACAGGUGUAUAAUAUGUAGCUACAGUAGGUAUUAAUGACCAUUGUGAAAAAGUGACCCUUAAUAUGCAACUCAGUGGAAAGGUGUGAAAGAGUAGAUGUAAGAGUAAUCAAUAUUGUCAAAGUGACUAUGGUCUGUUAUUUAAUAAUUCUUGCUGUUUUGUAGUUUUCUUUUGUAAAACGUGUUUUGUUUUGUUUUUUAUGUUGCCCCUCGGAUUUUUCUACCCCUACAUGGAUGAAGCAAUUGGCCCUUGUUUGUCGUGGCUAACGUAAUAAAACUGUAAUGGUGUGCGGUGUUUGUAAAGUAAUCAUGGGACAGUUGCACUCAAGCCUUACUCACUAAUUACUCUGGUCCUAAAUUAUCUGAAUUACUGGAUCUGUAAAUUGGACUCGGACAUCUGCACUGAGUGAAAUAGAAGCUGUAGUAGAUUCUGUCACAAGGGCCACUUGCAAUAUUUAUUUUUUUCUUUGGUACGCGUGUGUGUGGGUGUGUGCGUGUGUGUGUUUUGUACGUUUUGAGGUUCCUCUGCUGCUACACCAGUCGUUAAUGCUCGUCGUUUGCUGCAGCAUCAUCCACUGCAUUUCUGUUCACGUUGCGUGUCGAGCGUGUAUUUGAAAUUGAUCUUAACACUGUAAUUUGUUCUGCAGAUUUUUAAUUCCUUAUGGCUAUUUUUUUCUUGUUUGUUUUUUUUUGUGUGUUUGUUUGUUUUUUUUACAAGCAACAUGUUAGAGAGGAUAAAUAACAGCACUUGUGUGACAGUUGAAUUUAAUAGCUCUCAAGACGUUGGCUUUUUUUUCAUGAUAUUAUGCUUUGUAAACAGUCGACUGUGCAGGUUUUUUUUCCUCUUACUCCAUGGAGUGGGUGUGCGUUUCAAAGGUAUAAAAAUCUGACUAAAGCGAGUAAUACAAAGUUAAUAAUCUGUUUUGUUAUUUUUCUGUAUGGGUUGUAAUAAAAUAUUGCAGUACUUUGUAUGAAAACAGACAAUAGUUAAUUGUAACUAUUUAUAAAUUAAAUUAUUGUACUUUUUGCAAUCUGUAGAUAAGUACUAUGUAUUCAUAUAUACAGUAACAACUGUGGAUUUAAACGUGAUUCUCUGAGGUGUCUAAGUUAUUGAUGUAUAUAUUGUAUGUUUGUUGAUACAGCUUACUUUAUUUUCUAUAAGACCAAUAAAAAUGUUUUGAAAAAGCAUUUUAAGCACUACUACUCUGUCUUUGGAGACUUUUAAACACUGUUGAAAUUGGGUUUUGUCAUAUUCUGUGGCGUCAUUGACCCAGUUUGAUACUUGUAAAAAUAAACUGGCGGGGAAG